UUUAUCUAUGAAUAUGAGGAUGUUCUAUUUGUUUUUUCUGAAAUAUUUAUAGCGGCAAUCGCGAAUCAGGUAUGACAUGUAACAUCACCCCAACAGGAUGAGACCGUGAGAAAGCCUUAAUUCCAAGAUGGCCAUGCAUGAGAGUAUCCAGUAUUACAGUAAUGGCUACGUGGUUGAGAUUUUGGCCAACAACAAAACAGCGUGCAGCAGCUGGCUCCUGCUGCCGGCCGAGAACCUGUGGCCGGACGCGCUCCGUGGCUUCCUCUACGUCCUCGCCAUGAUGUACCUCUUCAUGGGCAUUGCCAUCGCAUCCGACGUCUUUAUGUGCAGCAUCGAGGUGCUGACAAGCAAGAAGCGCAUCAUCGUGCGGUGGGACGAGGAGAAGCAGGAGAAGGUGGAGCGGGAGAUCCUCGUCUGGAAUGAGACCGUCGCCAAUCUCACCCUGAUGGCGCUCGGGAGCAGUGCCCCGGAGAUCCUCCUGGCUACCAUCGAGGCGAUCACGCGGCUCGGCUCAACCAACAUCAUCGACGCCCUUGGCACCUUCACCAUCAUCGGCAGCGCGGCGUUCAACCUGCUGAUCAUCACAGCGAUCUGCGUGGUGACGGUGCCCACGCCCAACGUGAAGCGGAUCAAGGAGUUCGGAGUGUUCCUGCUGACCAGCGUCUGGUCCAUAUGGGCCUACCUGUGGAUGCUGCUCGUGGUGAAGUUCAUAUCGCCUGGGGUCAUCGAGAUCUGGGAGGCCUUCGUCACGCUCGGGUUCUUCCCCACCUUCGUCAUUAUGGCGUACUGCCAGGAUAACGGCUGGUGGCUGUGCCGGUCGAAGAGGGUCGCGGGCGUUGAAGAAGAAGAGGAUGAUAAUGUGAGAAUUGUGAUGGGCAACCGUCGACCAUCAAUGUUGGGACAUGUCCCAAAGGAGCUCCAUGUUCUGGAGGCAGAAAAAGCACACAGAAUGAGCAUCGUGAGUUUACACUCUUUAAAUAAGGGGAGACGGAGUACUAUUUUCGAAGAGCGGCGACUGUCUCGGGCAGCACCAAACCUGCCCCCGUUGAGGGGAUCGCCUAGUUGUAACCAAGAGUCAUCCCGCAGUGAAUCUGGCAUUAGGUCGGAAUGGCUGUCCGACACGGAAAGUGAUGGAAGGCCUGAAGAGGAGCAAUCUCCGCCACUGAACCGUAUGAUUGUGCGGAAGUCUCCGAAAGAACCGCAGACGUUCGCCCGUGCCAGGUCUAACAGAAACUCAGCUGAUUCUGAUACUGAUUCUGAUGAUCCCAGGUUUAGACACGCAGCUGUCAGCACUCUUAUGGGUGGAGCGAAGUUGAGGUCAAUGGCGGCUCAGCGCAACCCACGGAUGGCCGAUGUUGUUGCUAAGAUGCAGACACUACACGAGGCCGUCAAGCAAGGAAAACCUCCAGAGGGUGAUUUGGUGGGGAAGUUCACCUUUGCAUCAGACAGAUACGCUGUUCUAGAAAGUGCAGGAAACCUCCAGAUAGACGUACUAUUCCACAGACAGAUUCUUUCAAAGAGUACAGUCAGUAUGCUGGAUCAGGAGAGAGUCAUCUUUAAGAACGGCAACGUCACCAUCCCGAGUUCGGGAAACUUAGCCGACACCGAGAACGAACCAGCCACUGCCCUCGGAGUGGUUUCCGUCGACUAUGAGACGAGAGAGGGCUCAGCCAAACCUGGCAAAGAUUUCAAAUUCAGCAAAGGAACUCUGAUUUUCAAGGAGACCGAGUACCAGAAGUCAUUCUCGGUGUCGAUAAUAAACGACAACCAGUAUGAGGCUGACGUUGACUUCUACAUCAUCUUGAAGAAUCCUAAAGGGAUGAGUGGGCUCGGUGACCCCAGCGUCGCACGGGUCACCAUCGUCGAUGACGACGAACCAGGUGAAUUUUCUUUUGAGGAAGGUACCUACCAUGCUGAUAUGAAGACAGCAAAGGUCACUGUGAAGGUCAUCAGAGAGCAUGGGUUUGAUGGGAAAGUGAAACUGGAGUACUCGACAUUUGAUGGGACAGGUAUAGGUGGCAGCAAGCUAGACCCUAAGACUGACUACAUAUCAUCACACGGGGAGGUCCAGUUCAACCACGCCGAGACGUACAAAACUAUCACCGUGGACGUGAACAAGUCUAUUAAGACACCCAAAAACUUUAUCAUUGCCUUGAGGAAUGCAAGUUUAGGAGCCAAAAUUGGAUUGAGGAGUGCAGUGGUUUGUCAUAUUAAUAAAGAUGACGAGGUCACUGAAAGGAUUGCUGAACUCCUUGAUGAACAAGAAGAACCAGAAGACAACACAUGGAAGUCCCAGUUUUUCAAUGCCAUGAUCGUGGGCUCCACUGUUGACAAGGACGGGAAUGAAGUCCCGCCCAAGUGGAAUCACUACCUCAUGCAUUUCUUCACAUUCUUCUGGAAGGUACUAUGUGCCUGCAUUCCACCGUCGUCGUGUUUAGGUUCAUGGCCAGCGUUUGUCCUGUCCCUGGCAGUCAUUGGACUUCUGACAGCCUUUGUGGAGCAGCUGGGACACUUGCUGGGCUGUGUGGUUGGCUUGGAAACCAGUGUGACUGGUAUUACAAUUAUUGCUCUGGGGACCAGUCUACCAGACACGUUUGCCAGUCGAACUGCUGCACGACAAGACGAGUAUGCCGACGCUGCUAUUGGCAAUGUCACAGGAAGCAACAGUGUCAAUGUAUUCCUGGGUCUCGGCAUCCCGUGGGUUAUCCGCACUAUAUAUGCUGUUGCCACGGGAACGACGUUUAGAGUGAAAACGACAAACCUCACGGAGAGCGUGAUUAUAUUCUCUGUGUGUGGAACGCUAUGUAUCUUUAUUCUGCUCCUACGGCGAAAGUUUGUCGGAGGGGAACUAGGAGGCGAGAAAGCUCUUCCCAAAUAUCUGACUGGUGCUUUCCUAGUUUUACUAUGGGUGAUCUACAUUGUUCUGUCCAGUCUUAAAGCCUACAACAUCAUCUUUUGAAUGCUGCAACAACAACAACAACAACAACAACAACAACAGCAACAACACCCAGCUAGUGUCAUAACUAAACCACGCUCGAAUCAUGUGUGACAGACGUUUGUAAUGCUGUCAUCAUAUCCAGUCUUAAAGCCUACAACAUCAUCUUGUGAAUGCUGCAACGACAACAACAACAGCAACAACAACACCCGGGUAGUGAAAUAAGUAAACAAGGUUUGAAUCAUGUGCGACAGACGUUUUGUAAUGCUGCUGCUGCUCUGUUGAUAUUCAUAAUGGACAAGGGACCAUCUGUGUCAUCUUCUUGUGGAACGAGAAAAGCAAUGCAGAUUCACGUACAGAAGUGAGAUUGAUAAAACAAACAAAAACAAUUGCAGGUUCACAAAUUACAACUUGCUGUGUGCAGUCAACUUCUGAUAUUUUAUAUUCAAACUGAAACAAUAGACAAGUUUGAGUGUGCAGAUUUUUAUUAUUAUUAUUAUUAUUUAUUAAUUAAUUAAUAUUAUUGCACAGUUACCUUGAAUUGUGUGUAUGUUUGGCUGUUCCAUUAGAGGAUAUAGGUGUGGGAUUGGAAUGGGAUCGGGUGAUAGUAAUAUAAUAGACUGAUAUUCAGUAUAUGCAACAAACAGUGAAGUGUUUGCUUCAUAGAAAGUGAAUUUCAACAGCUCCAUCUGUUGUUCAGAUCAGAAAGAGGUUGAGAGAAAUGAACUGCAUCGUGGGAUAUGUUGCUUUUUUAAGUAAGUACAAGGAAGCAUUGAUACAUGGAACAAAGUGGGGUGGGGGGUGGGGGUGGGGAGGCUUCCACCCCUACCUAGUUAGGGCCAGGGCCUGUGUUUAUAUAUUAAACUUUUAGAGUCCAGACUCAAUCUCUAAUGAUGUCACAUGCAUACAAUUUGUAUGGUGUUGUCAUGACAUUACUGUCUCAGACUCAAUCUCUAAUGAUG
Gigantopelta aegis is the source of this 3897-nucleotide messenger RNA. Its product is annotated as sodium/calcium exchanger 1-like. Gene Ontology annotation, cellular component: membrane. Gene Ontology annotation, molecular function: calcium:sodium antiporter activity. Bases 128 to 2959 code for a protein of 943 amino acids. NCBI's taxonomy places the organism in Eukaryota, Metazoa, Mollusca, Gastropoda, Neomphalida, Peltospiridae. The transcript is spliced from 23 exons. The record is from RefSeq and is a predicted model, not a curated record. Gene Ontology annotation, biological process: transmembrane transport; calcium ion transport; cell communication.